AUGGAAAACGCACUCAACGUUGCACACCUGGUCCUGCGCCAGGAGUCCGCCGAGUCCGGCGGCUCCUCGUCCGUGCCCGCCGACCUUAUUGGUACUGCCGGCUACUGUGACACGACCAACGAGUAUGACGGGAGAAUGGGCCUCAGGAUCUCCUCCAUCUUCGUCAUUCUGGUCGGAUCUCUCGCUGGUGCAUGGUUCCCCGUCUUCGCCCGCCGCCAUGCGGGUGCCGGUAUGCCCGAAUGGCCCUUCUUCGUCGCCAAGUUCUUUGGCUCCGGUGUUAUCAUCGCGACAGCCUUCAUUCACUUGCUUGCGCCCGCCAUUGAAGCCCUCACCAACGAGUGCUUGACUGGCCCCAUCACCGAGUACGACUGGGCUGAAGGCAUCGUCCUCAUGACCGUCAUGGUGCUCUUCUUCGUCGAGCUCAUUGCCAUGCGCUAUGCCCACUUCGGUGGCGGCCACGACCAUGGUCACGACCAUGGUCACGACCUUGAGGCCUCAAGCGAUGCCACGGGCGCCACCAACAACCAUGUUGACAUUGCCAAGAGCGCCGACACCAUCGAGCCUACAUCGUCUACUCCCGGCCAGGACCAUCUUGGACACAGCCGCAACCACGGCGCCAACGAGGAUCUCAACGAGGACUGGGAGAAGAGUGGCGUGAUCCCCGAGUCGUACGCCGCCCAGCUCACCGCCAUUUUCAUCCUCGAGUUUGGCGUCAUUUUCCACUCGAUUUUCAUCGGCCUGACCCUCGCUGUUUCGGGCGAGGAGUUCACCACCCUCUACAUCGUCCUGGUCUUCCACCAGACCUUCGAGGGACUCGGUCUGGGUUCCCGUCUGUCGGCGGUGCCCUGGCCCAAGAGCAAGCGCUGGACCCCCUACCUGCUUGCCAUCGCCUUCGGCAUCUCGACCCCCAUCGCCAUCGCCAUCGGUCUCGGCGUCCGCUCCAGCUUCUCUCCGGAAAGCGCGACCUCGCUCAUCGCCAACGGCGUCUUCGACUCGGUCUCUGCCGGCAUCCUCAUCUACACCGGCCUCGUCGAGCUCAUGGCCCACGAGUUCAUGUUCUCCCCCACCAUGUCCAAGGCACCCAUCAAGACAGUCCUUUCGGCCUUUGGGCUGAUGUGCUUGGGUGCCGCCUUGAUGGCGCUGCUUGGCAAGUGGGCAUGA
Molecule: messenger RNA, 1161 nt
Organism: Diplodia corticola
Lineage: Eukaryota; Fungi; Ascomycota; Dothideomycetes; Botryosphaeriales; Botryosphaeriaceae
Product: plasma membrane low affinity zinc ion protein
Exons: 3
Coding region: 1-1161 (386 amino acids)
Biological process (GO): zinc ion import across plasma membrane
Cellular component (GO): plasma membrane
Molecular function (GO): low-affinity zinc ion transmembrane transporter activity
Source: RefSeq, a predicted model, not a curated record